AUGGCGACACAAAAGUUGGACGUGCUCCUCUACGGACUUGGGGCAAUCGGUUCAUUCUACGCAUUCAUCAUCAGCCGCAAUGAGAACGUGCGCCUGACAGUCGUCGCACGCUCGAAUUACGAGGCUGUGAAGGCAAACGGCAUACAGAUCACUAGCGAAAACCAUGGCGAGCACCGCGUGGUGCCGUACAGAGUGGUCAGGACAGCCGCCGAGGCAGCCACCACCUUUGACUAUAUCGUCUGUGCCCACAAGGCGCUGAACCAGGCCAGUGUCCCCUCCCAGAUCGCGUCCUGCGUUUCCGACAGGGAGACGACCAUCGCGAUCAUCCAGAAUGGCGUGGGGAAUGAGGAGCCAUUCAGAGCCGCCUUCCCGACCGCCACCAUCAUCUCAGGUGUUACUUGGGUCGGGGCCAAACAGACAGAGCCCGGUAUCGUUGCGCACACGUCGUCGGAAGACCUGCAGGUCGGCCUGUUCGAGAACAAGCACGGCGACUCGGCACUUGACAACCGGAACCUCGAACGAUUCGCAUCCCUCCUAGCAGGAGGGAAGACCGUAUUCCAGGUCGUGCCCAACAUCCAGGUUCAGCGCUGGGAAAAGGUGGUGUGGAAUGCGGCGUGGAACUCGCUGACCACGCUCACCCUCAUGGACACACACAGCUGGCUCAAUUCAUCCGUUGAAGCGACGCCAAUGACACGCAGGCUGAUGAGAGAGGUCAUUGACGUUGCAAAGGCACUGGAUGUGCCGAUUGAGUACGACCUCGUCGAUAAGUUGUUGGGAAAGAUAUUGAGUAUGCCGCCGAUAUACAGCAGCAUGAAGGUGGACUUUGACAACGGAAGGCCGAUGGAGGUGGAUAUCAUCCUCGGAUACCCUGUGCGCAAGGGGAGGGAAUUGAGAAUCCCCAUUCCUACUGUCGAGACGAUUUAUACUAUUCUCACGGCGAUAAAUAUGCGUCUGACGCUGGCGCAGUCUGCGGGAAAGCUGAAUGCUUCUCUCUAA
Molecule: messenger RNA, 996 nt
Organism: Geosmithia morbida
Lineage: Eukaryota; Fungi; Ascomycota; Sordariomycetes; Hypocreales; Bionectriaceae
Product: 2-dehydropantoate 2-reductase
Exons: 4
Coding region: 1-996 (331 amino acids)
Biological process (GO): pantothenate biosynthetic process
Cellular component (GO): cytoplasm
Molecular function (GO): 2-dehydropantoate 2-reductase activity
Source: RefSeq, a predicted model, not a curated record